Molecule: messenger RNA, 2358 nt
Organism: Xenopus tropicalis (tropical clawed frog)
Lineage: Eukaryota; Metazoa; Chordata; Amphibia; Anura; Pipidae
Gene: ints11
Product: integrator complex subunit 11
Exons: 18
Coding region: 219-2021 (600 amino acids)
Cellular component (GO): nucleus; cytoplasm
Source: RefSeq, a predicted model, not a curated record
CCCCCUAUGGAACGCUAACUCUGUUUCGCUGACAUGGCUCAGUGAUUUAGCGGAUUGGUUGGAACUAGCACGUGACCUCGUGACGCAAUAAGCGUGCAGCAGCAUGGCGCAUCCCUGUGGGAGCGGAUGAUGUUUAUGCUGAUGUUCAGGAUAGGCAGUUGCCUGAUGCUGUAUUGAAAUCAUUUAUAGACUGCGAGUCAACUUCUGAAGUGUUAAAAAUGCCUGAAAUUAAAGUUACGCCUUUAGGUGCAGGGCAGGAUGUUGGGCGCAGCUGUAUCCUGGUUUCUAUUGGAGGCAAGAACGUGAUGCUGGAUUGUGGUAUGCACAUGGGAUACAAUGAUGAUCGCCGCUUUCCAGAUUUCUCAUACAUAACACAAAAUGGACGUCUGACUGAAUUUCUUGACUGUGUCAUUAUCAGCCACUUUCACUUAGAUCAUUGUGGAGCACUCCCUUACAUGAGUGAAAUGGUUGGCUAUGAUGGACCUAUUUACAUGACUCACCCCACUAAGGCCAUUUGCCCCAUCUUGCUGGAGGAUUACAGGAAAAUUACAGUGGACAAGAAAGGAGAGACUAAUUUCUUCACAUCACAAAUGAUCAAGGACUGUAUGAAAAAGGUGGUUGCUGUGAAUUUACACCAGACUGUGCAGGUAGAUGAUGAGCUGGAAAUCAAAGCAUACUAUGCGGGGCAUGUUCUGGGAGCUGCUAUGUUUCAGAUUAAAGUUGGAUCCGAGUCAGUGGUAUACACCGGUGAUUACAACAUGACACCAGAUCGCCACUUAGGGGCUGCAUGGAUUGACAAGUGUCGUCCCGAUUUGCUCAUAAGUGAGUCAACUUAUGCAACAACUAUCAGAGAUUCCAAACGCUGCAGAGAGAGAGACUUCCUGAAGAAAGUCCACGAGACAGUGGAGAAAGGUGGAAAGGUUCUGAUUCCUGUUUUUGCUCUAGGACGAGCUCAAGAGCUCUGCAUAUUGCUGGAAACUUUUUGGGAACGAAUGAACCUCAAGGCCCCUAUUUAUUUCUCUACUGGUUUGACAGAAAAAGCAAACCAUUAUUACAAGCUGUUUAUCACAUGGACCAAUCAGAAGAUCAGGAAAACCUUUGUACAGAGGAACAUGUUUGAAUUUAAGCACAUCAAGGCUUUUGAUAGAGCUUUUGCUGACAACCCUGGACCUAUGGUGGUCUUUGCAACUCCAGGAAUGCUGCACGCUGGUCAGUCUCUGCAAAUAUUUCGCAAGUGGGCAGGAAAUGAUAAAAACAUGGUGAUUAUGCCCGGUUACUGUGUACAAGGUACAGUGGGCCAUAAAAUAUUAAGUGGCCAGAGAAAACUGGAAAUGGAAGGACGACAAACUCUGGAGGUAAAGAUGCAAGUAGAAUACAUGUCCUUCAGUGCACAUGCAGAUGCUAAAGGAAUUAUGCAGCUGAUCCGUCAGGCAGAGCCUCGUAAUGUACUGCUGGUCCAUGGAGAGGCCAAAAAGAUGGAAUUCCUGAAGCUUAAAAUUGAACAAGAGUUUAGAAUUAACUGUGCUAUGCCACUGAAUGGAGAAACUGCAACCAUCACCACCAAUCCUAACAUCCCUGUAGAUAUAUCUUUAGGGCUUCUGAAGAAAGAGAGCUCUCUUGGGCUGGUUCCAGACUGUAAGAAGCCAAGACUGAUGCAUGGGACGCUCAUAAUGAAGGACAAUAGCUUCCGCCUUGUUUCUCCAGAGCAGGCACUGAAAGAAAUUGGCCUUGGAGAGCACCAACUACGAUUCACUUGCAGGCUGCAUGUCCAAGAUACCCACAAGGAACAAGAGACUGUGCUGCGGAUAUACAAUCAUCUGAAAAGUGUACUCAAGGAUUACUCAGUGCAGCACCUCCCAGAUGGUUCCAUUAUGGUGGAGUCUAUUCUGCUGCAAGUUUCAACCCAUUCAGAGGACCCAGGAACAAAGGUUCUGUUAAUUUCAUGGACAUACCAGGAUGAGGAGCUGGGAAGUUUCUUGACAUCUUUGCUAAAGAAAGGCCUUCCACAAGGAACAAGUUAAUUCUUCUGCACCUGGGGUGUAUUUGUACCAAUGUGAAAAAAGCAACAUGAGCUUGGGCACCUUGAGUGUCGGACUGGUUUAGAGGAGCCGUAAUGCCCAUAUUAGGAGUCCAGGCUGCAGCAAAACAAAUUCAAAAGACUAUUUUUUCUAAAAUGUGUGAUGCUUCUCGGCUGCUCAGUAAGAGAACACUCCGUAAGGAAGGGCUUGGUCUAGGGUGUGAGAUCUCUGUUAUUUGUAGCGUUUUCCUUUCUUCUCUUUGGAAUCAAUCUGCAGAGACAAGAGGGGCUACAUUGCUAAUACUGGAUAUUUUUUAAUAAAAUGAUUGUUUCACAGCUUA